AGCACAAUCUAACAACGCUUUCAACAGCCUGAGGCGACCCCUGGACAUCCGUCUGCCUCUGGAGGCAAUACAUACAUCAUGGCGGCACUUUCAUGGCUGUGCCGUACUGGCCGGACGAUGACUGCUCGCGGACAUGUCUUCAACAGCACCUUCAUCACAAGGAGAACAAUCGCGUCCAACUCGAGAUUCUUCCAAGUCUCCGAAGAGAUACGACAAGCCAUCUCCGAGAAGAAGCCCGUCGUCGCCCUUGAAACAACAAUCUACACCCACGGCUACCCCUAUCCGACAAACAUCAAACUCGCAGCACGUCUCGAAGAAUUGGUCCGGCAACAUGGAGGCGUCCCAGCAACAAUCGGAAUCCUAGACGGCGUUGCCCGAGUCGGUCUGGCAGCGGAUGAACUGACCCGCUUAGCGUCAUCUCCAGGCUGUCCAAACGUCCUCAAGAUCUCGAGAAGGGAUCUAUGCUUCGCUCUUGGUCUCAAGGAUGCCAAAGGAAACCCUUUCAACGGCGGCACGACUAUCGCCGGCACGAGUGUCCUCGCCCACAUGGCUGGCAUCAAAAUCUUCGCCACAGGCGGUCUGGGCGGCGUGCAUCGCGGCGCGGAGCAGACGAUGGACGUGUCUGCCGACUUGACCGAGCUUGGGCGGACGCCCAUCACGGUGAUAUCCGCAGGCUGUAAGUCGUUCCUCGACAUUGCCAAGACGCUGGAGGUGCUGGAGACGCAAGGCGUGGCUGUCGCAACAUUCGCAGAUGGACGGAGUGGAAGUGUGGACUUCCCGGCGUUCUACUCGAGAGACAGUGGAGUGCCAAGUCCCGUUACGCUACAAAAUGAAAUGGAUGCCGCGAGGGUGAUUUAUGCACAGCAUGCGCUGGGUUUGCAGUCGGGAAUGCAUUUCGCUAACCCGAUUCCGGAGGAGCAUGAGAUUCCGUUCGCGAAGAUGGAAGUUGCCAUUGCGGAAGCAUUACAAGCCGCGAAAGCUGCGGGGCAAAUAGGAGCGAGGGCGACGCCGUUCAUUCUGGACAAGAUCAAGAGAAUUACGGGGAGCAAGAGUGUGGAGGCUAAUACCGCGCUCGUCGAAGCUAACAUCAUCAGAGGGACGAAAGUGGCUGUGGCGCUACAGCAGCUGGAGCGGGAUGGCAUGGGAGACCACAACUACAGCCCUCAAGGAGUUCCGAUCAGCUACGCCAGCGCGGGCCAAUUCUCCUCCUCGCCAACUACGCCGUCUCAUCGAAUCUCCUCAGCGACUCUCACCUCGCCCGAACAACGAGCGGACAUCUUCGUAGCCGGCUCCCUAGCCGUCGACCUCGCCUGCGACUUCACGCCAAGAAGUUCCAGCUCUCACACUCCCGCCUUACAAACAUCCAACCCAGCCCGCAUCGCCCAAUCCCUCGGCGGAGUCGGUCACAACGUCGCCUACGCCGCGCAUCUCAUGGGGUCCAACGUUCGACUCUGCUCCGCAGUCGGCUCCGACUUGACCGGCAAAGCAGCGCUCGAGGCCCUUACCACCGCCGGGCUAUCCACCGCAGGUAUCGCCACGUUUUCUGCGGACAGUGGAGCACGAACAGCACAAUACAUCGCCAUCAACGACGCGCACAAAGACCUCGUCGUUGCAAUGGCAGACAUGUCCAUCCUCGAAAUUCCCUCAACCACCUCCUCCAUCAUUAAAACCACAUUCGACCACUUCUGGCUUCCUCAACUCCAAACAUCUCGCGCCACCCACGUCGUCCUGGACGGAAACUGGCCAGCAGAAUACCUCACCCUCUGGCUCCGCGCCGCUCGCACCUUCAACGCACAAGUCCUCUUCGAACCCGUCUCAACCACCAAGUCCACCAUCCCAUUCCAACUUACCGGCGAGGACACGCUAAGCACAUUCCCGACCCCGUCAAUCCACCUCUCCACUCCGAACAUCCACGAACUCACUUCCAUGCACGCCGUCGCGCGUUCAGCGGGUCUGAUGGACAGGGAAGACUGGUGGUCCGUCAUCGACGCGCUGGGGAUACCAUCUACCGGCGCACGCACCGCGUUUGCGAUGGCGACCUCUUCCGCUCUCGUCGAUCAAGGCGUUCCGCAACAAGCUGUGCAACUCCUCCCUUUCAUACCCACUCUUCUCACCAAACUUGGGGCGGAAGGGGUGCUGCUUACUCAACUCCUAUCCGCCAACGAUCCACGGCUAACUUCGCCCGAGGCGAGGCCGUACAUCGUCUCUCGCUGUCGUAACGGGACGGAAGAUAGCCUGGGAGUAGGAGGUGUGUACAUGCGUCUCUUCCCGCCAGCGGAGAGGGUCCCCGCGGAGGAAGUGGUGAGCGUGAAUAGUGUGGGAGACACGUUUGCGGGAGUGCUUGUUGCCGGGUUGGCGAAGGCGAAGAGAGAGGGACGGGAGGCGAGAGUGGAAGAUCUGGUGGGAGUGGCGCAGAGGGCGGCGGUCGUCACGUUGAGGAGUGAAGGCGGGGUUGGAAAAGAUGUGAGCAAGAUGAGGGCAGAGUUGUAA
Zymoseptoria tritici IPO323 is the source of this 2490-nucleotide messenger RNA. RefSeq lists its product as uncharacterized. Bases 79 to 2490 code for a protein of 803 amino acids. The transcript is spliced from 2 exons. NCBI's taxonomy places the organism in Eukaryota, Fungi, Ascomycota, Dothideomycetes, Mycosphaerellales, Mycosphaerellaceae. Gene Ontology annotation, molecular function: pseudouridylate synthase activity. The record is from RefSeq and is a predicted model, not a curated record.